Cynara cardunculus var. scolymus (artichoke) is the source of this 1703-nucleotide messenger RNA. RefSeq names its product cyclin-A2-1. NCBI's taxonomy places the organism in Eukaryota, Viridiplantae, Streptophyta, Magnoliopsida, Asterales, Asteraceae. The transcript is spliced from 12 exons. Gene Ontology annotation, cellular component: nucleus; cyclin-dependent protein kinase holoenzyme complex; cytoplasm. Bases 147 to 1556 code for a protein of 469 amino acids. The record is from RefSeq and is a predicted model, not a curated record. Gene Ontology annotation, molecular function: cyclin-dependent protein serine/threonine kinase regulator activity. Gene Ontology annotation, biological process: mitotic cell cycle phase transition; regulation of cyclin-dependent protein serine/threonine kinase activity.
CUCCAGCUGUCUCUCUUUCUAAAAUCCUUCAUGUUUCAGCUAUCAAUCCUUUGAGCUGAUUCCAUUAAGACGAUUUGAUCAUCCCUGUAUAGGGGAAAACUAUUGCGAAUUGAAACCUUGUUUUACAUCUCUUUGAGGUUCAUAUAAUGACGAGAGGGACUACAGUUGGAGAGUCCAGUUUUCGAGUAACACGAGCUCGAGCUGCUGUUUACCAGUCAUUAGUGGGUUCAGAAGUCCAAAAGGAGCAGGGACAGGGUGGAGUUUUGCGUAAAAAUCCUAAACGAGGGGUGCAAGAUGAGAAGAAGAACAAUGCUAACACGACAAAAGCCGGUGGUCAAAAUAAGAGGAGAGCAGUGCUUAAAGAUGUCACAAACAUUUGUUGUGAUAAUUCUUAUAAGAAUUGCAUAACUGCAGCUAAGAUUCCGAAAAAGAAUAGCAAGAUGGGUAAAAAGAAUUCAGUCAAUAUGUCGAAAGUAGCUGCCUCUGUGACAGUUAAAAGGCAAAAAGUUUCUGCACAUUCCCAAACAAAGAAAUCUGAUGAAACCGAGGGAACUCAAACUCGACCUUCUGCUAUUCAGAAAGCUCCAGAUUUUGCUGAAAGGGAAAGACAUGUAAACUCCAGUCCAAUUGAGAAAAGAGCAUCUUCACAGUUGCAAAGCUUUUCAAAGAAAGGGAGUAGUAACAUUCAUGAGAAGUUGAUGAUAACCGAUAUAGAUUCAGAUCAGAAAGAUCCUCAAAUGUGCAGCCUCUAUGCAAGUGAGAUAUACAACAAUUUACGUGCAGCAGAGCUUAUGCGUAGACCACGUUCUGAUUUCAUGGAGACGGUACAGCGAGAUGUAACUCAGAGUAUGAGGGGAGUCUUGGUUGAUUGGCUUGUAGAGGUAUGCGAGGAAUAUAAGAUGGUGCCAGACACACUAUAUCUUACGGUUUAUCUCAUUGACUUGUUUCUUUCUCAACACUACAUUGAACAACAAAAACUUCAACUGCUAGGCAUCACUUGUAUGCUAAUUGCUUCGAAAUAUGAAGAAAUCUGCUCACCAAGUGUGGAAGAAUUCUGUUUCAUCACUGACAGCACUUAUACGAAAUCAGAGGUUCUGAAAAUGGAGAGUCUUGUUCUGAACUAUUUGAAUUUUCAACUUUCAGCACCUACAGCAAAAACUUUUCUCAGGAGAUUUUUAAGAGCGGCACAAGCUUCUCACCAGAUCCCGAAUCUUGAAUUGGAGUUUUUGACAAAUUAUCUGGUGGAGUUGACAUUGAUAGACUAUAACUUCUUGGUAUUUGUUCCUUCAACUGUUGCUGCCUCGGCUGUAUUUCUUGCCCGAUGGAUGCUAAAUCAGUCGUGCCACCCUUGGAAUGAUACUUUAGAGUACUACACAUGGUACAAGCCACUGGAUCUAAAGAACACAGUCUUUGCACUAUAUAGUUUAAAAUCAAGUGACAGUCGUUCCCCUCUAAAUGCUAUACGAUCAAAAUACAAGCAAGAUAAGUUCAAAGGGGUUGCAAGUUUGCCUUCUCCAGAAGUACCCGAAACACUAUUCUACUAUUCUAGGCCGUAACAGACCAGAAGGUAUUUUUUUUGCUACCUUAAAGGCGAUUUUAUCUAAUCGUCUAUUUACCAUAUUUGUACCGGUCUCUGUUUUUGUUGUUUGAGAACAGUCAAUAAAAUCUUGAAGUUAGAAGUGGGAAAUGGGGUUUUGGUUCUU